CUUGAAACGCGAAUGUCGACUAGCGGUGCGUUGCCAACGGCACCGGAAGUAGGAAGCCGGAAGCUGCUGGGGAGAAAGGAAAAUGGCGGCGCUGGCGUCAGACGCUUGGCUGCUGCGGGAGGGGAGUAAAUCAGUUGUGAAAGACUGCAUAAGAGUUAGAGAUAAAUAGAAGAGUUCAAAGAAGCACCAGUACAUAGUUGUAUGCUGCCAUCACCAGCGCCCCAUAGUAGGGGCAGCAGAGAGAGAGUCUAUGGAUGACCUCACGUUUCGAAGUGAUCUUGUUCUCUCCGACGUCCACCUCCACACCCCUCGCCAGAGGCACCUUAUGGUCAGACUGAAUGCAGUGGGCCAGCCAGUAUUUCUCUCGCAGUUCAAACUCCUUUUGGACAAAAGUCAUUUGAGCUCUGAGAACAAAGAGAGAGACUUUAAAAAAGAAAACGUCAGACACCAGAACAAAUGCCUAGACGGAUUAAAUGCAGAGCGUAGCACUGGAAAGGAAGGAAGCCCUCGGGAAGAAACCGCAGCUUUGUUGGAUGAAGACGGGGACUUGGAGGUUGUCCGGAAGCCCCAGUUGCUUGAUGCAGAAGCAGAGAAUUGUUCGAGGGACAAGGUAUGUCCCAUCAUUUUGACAAGAGGUGGCAACGUCUUAGAAGAAGAGGAGGAGCAAGGAAAUGGCUGCUCGGAUCUUGUUAAAAUAGAGCACACCAUGGCAACCCCUUUAGAAGAUGUGGGCAAACAGGUGUGGAGAGGAGCCUUCCUCCUUGCAGACUACAUCCUCGGCAAGCCAGACCUGUUCAAGGAUCGUGCGGUGCUAGAGCUUGGGGGUGGCGUCGGCUUGGUCAGCAUUCUCGCGGCCAAGGCUGCCCAGAGCGUUUAUUGUACAGAUGUUGGUGAAGAUCUUCUGGACAUGUGUGAACGCAACAUAGCAUUAAACAAGCAAUGCACUGGACCAGCAGGAAGGAAAGUUAAGGUCCGAGUGCUGGACUGGCUGAAAGAUGAAUUCUGUAUGGAUCCUGAUGCUCGCCACAGUUGGUCUGAAAAAGAGAUUGCUGAGCUGUAUGAUCUCACCACUGUGAUCUUAGCUGCUGAUGUAUUUUAUGAUGAUGAUCUGACCGAUGCCUUUUUCAGAACGCUGUACCGCAUCACCCACAACUUGAAAAACCCUUGCACCGUCUACUUGUCGAUAGAAAAGAGGUUCAACUUCACCUUAAGACACAUGGACGUUGCCUGUGAAGCCUACAGUCACUUCCAAGAGACCUUGAAUGACCUGGUGAAUAUCAAAGACGGCAAAAUGACCUACACUGUGGAGUCUCUUCCGCUCUCCUUUCCUCAGCAUAUUCUUUACGAGCGGGUUGAGGAGCUGGAGUUGUGGAAGAUUACUGCUGAUGUGGCUUCUGAAAGAAGCAGGCCCCCUGAGACUGAGAGGAGACAGGAAGAACUUUGUACAGAAUAACUCUCCUGUAAGGCUUUGCCCAAAAUGUAUAGAUCCCAACAGCCAAAAUGAUUUUGAGGGGUGUGUGUGUGUGUGUUUACAAGCAAAUUAAAUGCAUAGCAGCAA
This is a messenger RNA of Hemicordylus capensis (graceful crag lizard), 1558 nucleotides long. RefSeq names its product methyltransferase 22, Kin17 lysine (gene METTL22). Gene Ontology annotation, biological process: protein methylation. The transcript has 13 exons. Gene Ontology annotation, molecular function: protein methyltransferase activity. Bases 251 to 1453 code for a protein of 400 amino acids. Lineage: Eukaryota; Metazoa; Chordata; Lepidosauria; Squamata; Cordylidae. Gene Ontology annotation, cellular component: nucleus. The record is from RefSeq and is a predicted model, not a curated record.